GGUGCCCUCUGCUCAUUUGUCUCACAUCAGAAAGGAGCUGUAAACAGUACUAGAAGAACUUCCACCACAGUCCUUCAAGCCAUGGCACAGACUCAACAGGAGAAAUUGGAUGUCCCUUAUUGCACCGAGUUCUCGGAUGGAUUUGGCAAAGGAAAACUUGUGAGGAUCCGAGGUUCUGUGCUCAAGGAUGGUAAAAGCUUUGCUGUGAGUUUCCUGUGUGGAAAGGAAGAAAAAGCCGACAAUGCUUUGUUGGUUUUGGUCAAGUUGGGUGGCUCAAGUGAGAUGGUGUUGAACAGCUUCCUGAAGAAGACCUUCGGCCAGGAAGAAAAGCAUAGCAAACUCCCUUUUGCGAAAGGGCAAGACUUUCAGCUGGAGUUUAUCUUCGAAGAAGAGGCCUGCAAGGUGGUGGUCAAUGAGGAGGAGACCUUCCAAUACAAAUACCGCAUCCCUGCCGAGGAAAUACGCUUCCUGCAGGUGGAAGGAAAUGUGGAGCUUGAGUUUGUCAGGCUGCAGGAUGAAAAGGAUAACCAGUCAGAAGAUAAGAUGCAGUCACCUGGCAUGCUGCAUUGCUACAGGCCCUGUGUGCCAUAUCCAUGUUGCAGGCCUUGCCAACCAUGUGUGACAUGGUAUCAUUGCUGUUAGUGCACUCCAUGUCGCUGUGGUUGUGUCGCGUAUUGAUAAUUUUAUGGCACAAUUAAAGAAUUGGGGGAACGUGGCCAAUCCUGCAUCCUGUGAACCUGCUUACUCAUACUUUGCCAUCUAUUCAAUCUGUUCCAACAGAAAAACCCCCAGAUUGAUUCCAAUAAGAUUCUUCUCACUCACUCUCCAGUCCUUUGAAUAUGAGAAUACUUUGCAAAACCUAUCUUUAUACAUGAAUAAACAGCAUUGCUUUUUAGCCUGAAUAA
Molecule: messenger RNA, 905 nt
Organism: Anolis carolinensis (green anole)
Lineage: Eukaryota; Metazoa; Chordata; Lepidosauria; Squamata; Anolidae
Product: galectin-7
Exons: 4
Coding region: 82-642 (186 amino acids)
Molecular function (GO): carbohydrate binding
Source: RefSeq, a predicted model, not a curated record